UUAUUACACGCAGGAGGGAUCAUGAGUCUCUCUGUCCUUGUCCUGCUCUCAGUCUGUCUGACGGGAGUCGCUUCCCUUGGCAGGGCUGGAGGAUGGUCGCCAUUGGUGACGGUCAACCUUGACCCUUCCAACUCGAUAUACGGCGUCGUCCAGUUUGCCGUGGACGAAAUCAACAGCUGGUACGCUGCUCAGGGCGACAACAACGUGCGAUACCUGAAAAAUGUCGCCUCCGCCAAAUCACAGAUAGUUGCUGGUGUGAAGUACAACUUCGUGUUAAAUCUAGACGACGGUUCACAGUGUGACGUCACAGUAGUGCACGCGGCAUGGGAAACCCCAAUGUAUACUUUGGUGCCACCUAUUACAUGUAAACAGGUAUGAUCUGCUCAAGACGAAAGACUUGCAGACGUAAAUCAGAGCUGCACCGAGAAUAAAAAUAAAAUUGUUUUAUUAAACUG
Physella acuta is the source of this 455-nucleotide messenger RNA. RefSeq lists its product as uncharacterized. NCBI's taxonomy places the organism in Eukaryota, Metazoa, Mollusca, Gastropoda, Physidae. Gene Ontology annotation, molecular function: cysteine-type endopeptidase inhibitor activity. The record is from RefSeq and is a predicted model, not a curated record.